AUGACAAAAAUCACUAAUAUUAAAAAUGAUAUUCCUAUUUAUGUGGAACAAAAAUUCAUUCAAACUGAUUUAACUGCUACCGAUAUUUUAAAAACCAACACUCCUAUCCCGCCUAGUUUUGUUAAGUUAGAAUCUCCGCCCCAAAAUUAUAUGUGUUCGACCCACGAAUUAGAUUUAACUGCCGGAGAAAAUAUUUCUUAUCCGGUUUAUCUUUCUCCUACUGUAUUGGAAAGAAAAACCAUUUAUGGAGGAACAACUAUCACUGCCCAAGAAAUCUUUAUCCAAAGACCUUUUAAUAAAAAUCAAAGCACUCAAACUGAAUCAAAUCCGGCUCAACUUAAUAAAGUUAAAUUUUUACUCAGCAAAGCCCAAACUUUACGCACUGAAAAGAAAAAUCUAUCCCACCAAAUCACUAAAUUAGCCCAAGAAGAUAAUUUAAACCAACAAACUAUUCUUAAUUUACAAAGUGAAAUCGCUGAAUUAGAACAAAAAUUAACCCAUUUAAAAAAUGAACUGAUAAAGGAAAAACAAACUAAAACCCAAUUCCAAAAAGAUUAUCAAACUAAAAUCAAUAAUUUGCAAGUUGAAAUAACUGAUUUAAAUAAUACUUUACAAACCACUCAGCAAGAAAGAGAUAACCUUCAACACAGUUUAAAAAAAAGUCUAUUAGGUUCUUUAUUCAAAAACAAACAAAAAAGGCAAAGAAUCAAUCAAUUAAAUGACAGUCUAAAAUUUUUAAGAAACUUAUUAACUGCCAAAAAUCAGCAGACGGUUGAUUUAAUGGCUGAACGAAAUAAUUAUCAAAUCCAAAUAACUGAUUUAAAUAGACAACUAAAUGAGACAAAUAAUCUAAUUGCUGCUAAGGAUAAUAAAAUAAACGGACUUGAAAACAAUGUAAGAGAACGAGAUAACCGCCUUAAUGCCACGCUAGCACAAUGA
Messenger RNA from Funneliformis geosporum, 939 nucleotides. NCBI's taxonomy places the organism in Eukaryota, Fungi, Glomeromycota, Glomeromycetes, Glomerales, Glomeraceae. The record is from the annotation of a GenBank genome assembly.